AUGGCGGCGCACCGGGUCGGGAGGCGCUUGGGGCAGGCUUCGCCGGUGCGCUCUGCCGGGCUCUCUCUGGGGGGAGCGCGAGCGGAGCGGACGCCCAGCCCGGGCAUCCAGCGGCGCCAGGCGCGGGUCACCGUCAAGUACGACCGGCGGGAGCUGCAGCGGCGCCUCGACACAGAGAAGUGGAUCGACGGCUGCCUCGAGGAGCUCUACCGGGGGCGGGAAGCUGACAUGCCUGAUGAAGUCAACAUCGAUGAUCUCCUGGAGAUGGCCACGGAUGAGGAGAGGGCCACGAAACUGCAGGGCCUCUUGGAGUUGUGCCACCACAACACGGAGGGCUUCAUCCAGGAGCUGCCUGGAAAGCUGAGAGGCCUCCGGACAGAACACGUCCUCCGACGGACGAGCCCAAACAGCCAGGGGGAUGCGGAGCCGGGCACAGAGGCCCCCGAGCGGCCGUGAAGCUGGGUAGCCAAAGACCUGGCCGAGCCUGUCGGAUGGAUGGACUCCUCUCCUGCCCAGGAGGUG
Messenger RNA from Elgaria multicarinata webbii, 522 nucleotides. Its product is annotated as protein phosphatase 1 regulatory subunit 14A-like. The record is from RefSeq and is a predicted model, not a curated record. Gene Ontology annotation, cellular component: cytoplasm. Gene Ontology annotation, biological process: regulation of phosphorylation. Lineage: Eukaryota; Metazoa; Chordata; Lepidosauria; Squamata; Anguidae. Bases 1 to 456 code for a protein of 151 amino acids. Gene Ontology annotation, molecular function: protein serine/threonine phosphatase inhibitor activity. The transcript has a single exon.